AUGAUUGAACGCCAGUCUCGGAAUGUGGAGUGGGCUAUCAUAGAUAAAGGUCCAUUUCAAUUGCACCCUUCCUUAAAUAAUUUUAUCCUUCCUGCUGAAGUAUGGCUUUCAAUGGAAGUCAAUGAGAAAGAAUCUUAUAUAAAAAGGGUUAUGAGCAGUUCUGUAACAGAUACUGUUUCGGAAGAUUACCAGGAGACUGCUUGUUUCCCAAGCAAACUUAUUCCAGAAGGUCUUCCACCAGAACCUUUCCCAGACGAUAUUUCAACCGAACCUAUCCCAGAUGAUUUUCCAACAGAAUUUGACCAAGUACAUUUUCUAUCUCCUCUUGAUGUUCUGGCAAAUGCUGCAUUAUCCGAUUCAGUCCAAGAUACUACAGGGGCACGUGUGUCAAAUAUGUCUCUGACAUUUUCUGAAUUCCGUGUCUACCUUCAUGGACAGCCCCAAGAAACGGUGAGGGGUAUGUGGGAUAAAGCAGUACAACUUGUUUCAUCGCCAGGAAAGAUGUCACCUGCCCCAGGUUGCGCCCCAACCUCGAGAAUGGUAGCAAGCCAUCGGUUCAAGGACCGGCCACAUCUCGUCACGAAGGGGAAGGCAAAAGAUGAAUGCAAAUGCGAAAAAAGCUGUCCUCACUGGAAUGGGAUAAAGAUCUGCUCCCAUACCAUCGCUGCGGCUGAAUCGAAUGGAGAUUUAUCGAAAUUUCUCAUGUGGUACAAGCAGAAAAGAAGUACCAAAGCAGCAAAUUUGUCCGCGGUUGUGCGUACAGACAUGCCACAACAUCCCGGAAGAAAAGGCGGUGUACCUGUUACAUCAAGAAGAGCAACUCCUAAACUACCCGUUGAUGCACGACGAAAGCGCACAUACAGUAAAUCUACUGAAAGUUCGUCUAUUGUAACAGAGGUACCAAAUACAAACCCAUUCUACGUUAAAAAGAUGAACAUUCGAAUUGAAGUAUGCCAAGGAUGCAGGGGUCCUCUGAAGUCGGUAGGGAAAGAAAUUCAGCCCCCGCCGUUCGAUUACUGUAUUGCGAGGAGGGAAAGACGACCAUACAGGGGUGACAAUGGCCAACUGAAAACUCCAUCCCGACAGUCAGAUGCACAUUAUCACCUGCGAGCAGCAUGCGUUAAAGCUGCAGAACCGUCAUUUGUAACAUCUUCUCUUGUGAUACCUGACGACAUCCAGCUAACAGAAGUUCAUGAAUGCUAUCUCGUCCAUGAGUUUGGGCUCAAUUUCGUUGCGAGAUAG
Messenger RNA from Paramuricea clavata, 1242 nucleotides. Lineage: Eukaryota; Metazoa; Cnidaria; Anthozoa; Malacalcyonacea; Plexauridae. The record is from the annotation of a GenBank genome assembly.